GAGCACGGAGUCAGCUGCAGGCACCCUCCCUCCCUAGUCCCUCCCCCUCCUCCUAUAAAACCUCCCCGCCGCUCUCCCGCUCCCGUCGCCGUUUCUCAUUCCUCAUUCUCAUUCUCAAGUCUCAACCAAGAAGAAGGUCGAGGGGGCAGGCCGCCAUGGACUCCCAGCAAACCGUGAAGACCAACGGGCACGGCCGCCACAACGACGGCGACGCCGCGGAGUGGAAGCAGGUCGCCGAGCUGAGGGCCGUCACCGAGGCGCAGGACCCUGCCUGCAAGGAGGAGGACGACUACAUGCUGCGGCGUUUCCUUCGCGCCCGGGACCACCACAUCGGCAAGGCGUCGGCGAUGCUGCUCAAGUACCUCAAGUGGAAGCCGACGGCGAAGCCCAACGGGUCCAUCUCGGAGGCGGAGGUGGCGCACGAGCUGUCCCAGGGGAAGCUGUGCCUGCAGGGGCAGGACCGGCAGGGGCGGCCCAUGAUCUACGGGUUCGGUGCCCGGCACCACCCGUCGAACCGCGACCUCGACGAGUUCAAGCGCUACGUCGUCUACGUCCUGGACGCCACCGUGGCGAGGCUGCCCCCCGGGCAGGAGAAGUUCGCCGCCGUCGCCGACCUCAAGGGCUGGGGCUACUCCAACUGCGACAUCCGGGCCUACCUCGCGGCGCUGGACAUCAUGCAGAACUACUACCCGGAGCGGCUGGGGCGGGUGUUCCUCGUCCACGUGCCCUACGUGUUCAUGGCGGCCUGGAAGAUCGUAUACCCCUUCAUCGACGACAACACCAAGAAGAAGUUCGUCUUCGUCUCCGACAAGGACCUCGACAGGACGCUCCGGGAGGCCAUCGACGACGCGCAGCUGCCGGAGAUGUACGGAGGCAAGCUCAAGCUCGCCUCGCCGGCGCCGGCGGCCAAAUGAUGUGAUGAUCAUCACGUACUGAUCUAUUGCUGGCUGGCAGAGACGUCAAUCAUAUCGACCGUGCUUCGAUCUAUCGGUGAUGCAUGUGAUCGAUCGAUCUGAUUCUGAUGAGGGUGGUCCAGAGCUACGUACGUACACGGCUAUAGACACAGGCACUAGCUCGAGAGUGUCAAACACUAUAGCAUUAGGCAAAUCGAGUACUACAACAAGGCUCAGAAAGAUGCAAGGUUUCUGCAUGUAGCUAUCCUCUCUCCAUGUACUGCAUGCGUACAGUGCAUUGCAUCUGUAUUAAUAAUUAAGGCUAUCUACUGCCUGCUUAUACAUAUAGCAACUGCAUGCAGCAGCAUCGAUGAUGCAUCCAUGGAACGAGAACCUACAAUGUCAAUCCCAUUUUC
Setaria italica (foxtail millet) is the source of this 1309-nucleotide messenger RNA. Its product is annotated as random slug protein 5. The transcript is spliced from 2 exons. NCBI's taxonomy places the organism in Eukaryota, Viridiplantae, Streptophyta, Magnoliopsida, Poales, Poaceae. Bases 156 to 914 code for a protein of 252 amino acids. The record is from RefSeq and is a predicted model, not a curated record.